This is a messenger RNA of Clarias gariepinus (North African catfish), 4783 nucleotides long. It is a transcript of the gene asap1b, whose product is annotated as ArfGAP with SH3 domain, ankyrin repeat and PH domain 1b. The record is from RefSeq and is a predicted model, not a curated record. Gene Ontology annotation, cellular component: cytoplasm. Bases 181 to 3648 code for a protein of 1155 amino acids. Gene Ontology annotation, biological process: positive regulation of GTPase activity. Gene Ontology annotation, molecular function: GTPase activator activity; protein binding. NCBI's taxonomy places the organism in Eukaryota, Metazoa, Chordata, Actinopteri, Siluriformes, Clariidae. The transcript has 31 exons.
CAAAUGGUGGACACACAGACGGACACACAGCCGUUCCACUGAGCUCUGAUGAUGGCGGUGAGCAUAGAAUUGCCAUGAAGCAUACAGGGAGAAACUUAUCUUGCUUUGACACUUUAUUUGAUGUUCAUGAAAUACGCAACACAUACCAGGAGCUUUCGGGCCAGAAACUGACCGCAAGUGAUGAGAGCAUCAACCUCCCGCUUAAGUUUUUCUUCAAGGGAUCCUAUAUGGAACCGGAUGCCGGAUCAGAUAUCGGUGUCCGAGUUUCUCUCGGAGACGACGGAGGACUACAACUCCCCCACGACGUCCAGCUUCACGACCCGCCUUCAGAGCUGCAGGAACACCGUCAGUGUUUUAGAGGAGGCUUUGGAUCAGGACAGAACUUCACUGCAGAAAGUUAAAAAGUCUGUCAAAGCCAUCUACAGUUCUGGCCAAGAACAUCUUCAGAAUGAGGACACGUAUGCUCAGGCGCUGGACAAGUUUGGUGGUAACUUCAUCAGCCAAGAAAACCCUGACCUGGGAACAGCCUUUGUUAAAUUUUCCACUCUGACAAAGGAGCUUUCAUCCCUGCUAAAAAACCUGCUCCAGAGCCUGAAUCAUAAUGUGAUCUUCACACUGGAUUCUCUGCUGAAAGGAGAGCUGAAAGGCGUAAAGGGGGAUCUGAAAAAACCCUUUGACAAAGCCUGCAAGGACUACGAAACAAAGUUCACAAAGAUAGAAAAGGAAAAACGUGAGCACGCCAAGCAACAUGGCAUGAUCCGAACGGAGAUCACGGGUGCUGAGAUUGCAGAGGAAAUGGAGAAAGAGAGACGCCUUUUUCAGCUUCAGAUGUGUGAGUACCUGAUCAAGGUGAACGAGAUUAAGACCAAAAAAGGUGUCGACCUUCUCCAGAACCUGAUAAAGUAUUAUCAUGCACAGUGCAAUUUUUUUCAGGAUGGCUUGAAGACAGCUGAUAAACUCAAGCAGUACAUUGAGAAGCUAGCUACUGAUCUUUACAAUAUAAAGCAAACUCAGGAUGAGGAGAAAAAACAGCUCACAGCACUGAGGGAUCUUAUCAAGUCCUCUUUGCAGUUAGAGCAGAAAGAGGACUCACAGAGCAAACAGGGAGGCUACAGUAUGCACCAACUGCAGGGUAACAAAGAGUUCGGCUGUGAGAAGAAAGGAUACUUGCUGAAGAAGAGUGAUGGGCUGCGAAAGGUAUGGCAAAGGAGAAAAUGCUCAGUGAAAGGAGGAAUUCUUACUAUCUCUCAUGCCACGUCAAACAGGCAGCCAGUCAAAUUAAACCUACUCACAUGUCAGGUCAAGCCGAGCACUGAAGACCGCAAGUGUUUUGAUCUCAUUUCCCAUAAUCGCACAUAUCACUUUCAGGCUGAAGAUGAACAGGAGUUUGUAAUCUGGAUCUCAGUGUUAACUAACAGUAAAGAAGAGGCAUUAAACAUGGCUUUCCGAGGAGAGCAGACAGCGGGAGAAGACGGCCUGGAGGAUCUGACUAAAGCCAUCAUUGACGAUGUCCUGCACAUACCUGGCAAUGAAGUUUGCUGUGACUGUGGUGCUGCAGAUCCAAAAUGGCUGUCAACUAACCUGGGCAUUCUGACAUGUAUUGAGUGUUCAGGCAUUCACAGAGAGAUGGGAGUGCACAUCUCUCGCAUUCAGUCCAUGGAACUGGACAAAUUGGGAUCCUCAGAACUCUUGCUGGCCAAGAAUGUCGGAAACAGUAAUUUUAAUGAAAUUAUGGAAGGAAAUCUUCCUUAUCCCUCUCCAAAGCCUACUCCAUCUAGUGAUAUGACAGUUCGCAAGGAAUUCAUAAAUGGCAAGUAUGUGGAUCGUAAAUUUGCAAGGAAGAUUUGCACCUCUGCAGUGGAGAAGCAGACUGAUCUGUAUGAUGCAGUAAAAUCACGUGACCUACUGGCUCUCAUCCAAGUGUUUGCUGAGGGGGUGGAACUUAUGGAACCAGUUCCUGAUGGAGGACAGGAGUGUGGAGAGACAGCGCUGCACUAUGCUGUGAGAACCGCUGACCACACGUCACUGCAUCUUGUCGACUUUUUGGUACAAAACAGUGGAAAUCUGGACAAACAGACUGAGAGGGGAAACACAGCCCUGCACUACUGCUGCAUCUAUGAAAAACAUGAAUGCCUCAAAUUACUUCUGAGAGGAAAACCUGCUACUGAUCUCACCAAUCACAAUGGAGAAACAGCACUGGAUGUGGCCAGGAGGCUGAGGAUUGACCAGUCUGCAGAGGCAUUGAUUCAAGCUGCAGAGGGGAAGUUUAAUCCAAAGGUUCAUGUUGAGUAUGAAUGGAAUCUUAGGAUGGAGGAAAUGGAUGAGAGUGAUGAUGAUCUUGAUGACAGGCCAAGCCCAAUUAAAAAGGACCGGAGACCACAGAGUUUCUGUCACUCAUCCAGCCUGUCUCCUCAUGAUAAGCUCUCACUUCCGUCUUUCCCUCUCCAGCGUGAUAAAUCACGCCUCUCCUACGGCAUGUUCACCAAUCAGAUUUAUAGCGUUUCUACUGACUGUCCCUCAUCUCCUGUCAGUGAUGCACCACCUUUACCACCCAGGAAUGCAGGAAAAGCUCCUUCUCUGGCAUUCCUUGGUUCUCAUUCACACUAUGCUACCGUGACUAGCUCUCGGCCUUACAUCACCCUGCCACCUUCAUCCCCGCCACUCUCCCCUGGCUCCCAGACCCCUUCCGACAGCAGCUCUGCACUAUCCAAGAGGAGACCCCUACCCCUUCCCCCUGGUCACAAACGCACACUGUCAGAUCCCCCAACCCCACUCUUACACUCAUCAAUGUGUAAAGGAAGCGACUCUACACCUCCUCCAAUCAAUAAAAUGUCACCCAUAACAAAUCGAUUUGAAGGCAUACUACAACAACAGAGCACAGCGUCAAGUACCACUAAAGCUACACUUGGCCCAAGGGUUCUUCCCACACUACCUCAGAAGUUUGUCCUGCGUAAGACUGAAACAAUUCACCACCCUUCAGUGGAGAAACCCAGCCAGUCUCCAGAGCCAGGGUUGUUUCCAAAGUCUCCUCCAGGGUUCGACACUCCACAGAAAUUCUCUUUACCUGAUAAACCUCAGCCAGGGGACCUCCAUCCUAAACCCAAUAUCUCAGAAUUACCCCCUAAACCUGGAGAACUACCCCCAAAGCCGCAGCUCUUUGAUCUGCCCCCCAAACCUCAGCCAGGAGACUUACCACCCAAACCUCAACUCAAAGACCUCCCACCCAAACCACUACUUCCAGAUUUUUCAAAUCCCAAAUAUGGAAUACCUGAACCUGUGCAUAAGUCCCCUCCUGUAGACGUAGCUCACAAACCUGAGCACUUUGACAUGCCAGUGACUAAUCAACAAGAUGAAACCUUACCUCCGCUCACUCACUCUACGGAAGACACCAAUGGAAGCCUGGCGUCUGGCCCAGAAACUCCAACACCACUUCCUAGGAAAUUUAGCACAGGUAAGAUUAAACUGCGGCGAGUGAAGACCAUCUAUGACUGUCAGGCAGAUAAUGAUGAUGAGCUAACGUUUGCAGAGGGCGAAGUCAUUGUGGUAACAGGGGAGGAGGAUCAAGAGUGGUGGAUUGGACAUAUAGAAGGACAGCCAGAGAGAAAAGGUGUUUUCCCAAUGUCCUUUGUUCAUAUCCUGUCUGACUGACAGCAGAUACUGAGCUGAGUUCGAUAACCCUUCUCACCUUGCUGAUCUCCUAUAAAGAGAAACUUGUAAAUAGCUGUUGGAACCUCCAUGGGUGUUUAAAAUAUGAUGUGCCACAAAAAGAUGCAGAAACCUCUUAUUAACUUCCUCCCCAACAUAGAGGUGCAGUGUGAAUGAUGAGUAUUUGGCAUCACCAGUGUUUCCAUUCCUGUUCAGCACAGCUGAAACUGCACCCAGCACUUAGUCAUAUCCUUUUUCAGCUAUUUUUUAGUGCUUUUGUAUAUGAUACUGUAACUGUACAUACUCAUACUGGCUGCACAAACACAUACACAGGGAUUAGUAUUGUGUGUAAAUAUGCAAACCUGUUAGAAAGUAAAACAUGUACAGUAUGAUCAUCGUCUGCCUGUCAGUUGUCUAUACCAGGACCUGUGCUGUACAGAUUGUGAUGUGUAAAGUUUUAAUGCAGACUGAUCAUUGUAUUGUAACUAAAAUGGCACACUUGGUUAUAGGCUGUAGCUAGAAUGACUGUUCAGGCUUGCUUAUUUUAAUAUUUUCAUCUCCAACAUACAGUACCACUAUAGCACAUCUAGUGAGAGAAUCAUGGCUUGUAAUUUUCACUUAUUCCCUUUUGAUUUUAUUGUGACAUGAACCUGUAAGCUGCAUAUACUGUACCUAUCGUUUUUAAAUUGUGUCCUCAGUAUUAGAAGCCACAUCUGAUGAGCUGGAGCUCACCCUUCUGCUCUAAAGGAUAUUUGUAAUGAUGUUUUAAUGUUCACUUUUAUUGUAUCAUUGGUUUUUGCUCCAUAAAUAUCUUCCCCCCCCAAAAAAAAAAAAAUCAAUGCACAUUGAAGGUAUUAUACUUGAAGCAUUCUGUGCACAAGAAUGUGAUGUACUGAAGAGUGUAGGGAGUUAUAAAACAUUGCAAUGGCCAUCUAAUGAAGCACCACCUUCACCCUGAGCAACUUGCCAUGCACUGUUAUAGCAAGAUGUUAGUGGUAUACUCAGGUUAUUGUAAAUUGAAUAAAAUGGCUCUAGCGGAAAACUUCUUGCCACACAGCAAGCUUUAAUAAAGUGAGAAGUUAAUGUAAUGUUUUAAAAGACUAAAUAAAAUGGCAUUUUAAAUGAAAGGCUUAACAUG